AUGGCUUCCAGCUCCAGCUCCAGCCAAAGCCAACUGCUCUAUGCCUGUAUUGCCCAUGGAACCACGAUAUUGACUGAACAUACCUCCCCAGGCACCUCGUCCUCGUCCGCAUCGUCUCUUGCGUCUGUCAUUCUUCCCAAGAUCUCUCACUCCAGCCCAGCGAAACUCACAUACACGCAUGAUCGUUUGUUUGUUCACUACAUAGCCGAUUCUCCCUCUUCUACAUCAAACAGCCCGGAUGAGCAACUAUCCAGCCAUGCCGCGCUCACUUACCUUGUGGUGGCCCAGACCGAACUGGGCCGUCGAAUUCCCUUUGCGUUUCUGUUAGAACUCAAGAAGAAAUUCCUGGCACAAUACAACCCCGAGUCCACCGAUUUCCAAUCCUUGCCGGCAUACGGCUCCGCAGCAUUCAAUACAACGCUCAAAGGCAUGCUACAACAGUAUAAUACUGCACCGCCAAACGAUGCAUUGGCAAAUGCACGUAAGGAGAUCGACAGUGUCAAGGACAUCAUGACGGAAAAUAUCGAGUGGGUGCUUGAAAGAGGCGAGAGAAUUGAUUUACUGGUCGACAAGACAGACCGUCUGGGUGGCAGCGCACGAGAUUUCCGUGUAAGAAGCCGAGGAUUGAGACGGCAGAUGUGGUGGAAGAAUGUCAGAGUGAUGGUACUGCUGGUGGUUGUGGUUUUGUUUCUGAUCUACCUCUUCGUUGGCUUCGGGUGUGGCCUGCCGGCUUGGGGGAGGUGUGUGGGUUGA
Exophiala aquamarina CBS 119918 is the source of this 753-nucleotide messenger RNA. RefSeq names its product vesicle-associated membrane protein 7. NCBI's taxonomy places the organism in Eukaryota, Fungi, Ascomycota, Eurotiomycetes, Chaetothyriales, Herpotrichiellaceae. The record is from RefSeq and is a predicted model, not a curated record. Gene Ontology annotation, cellular component: membrane. The coding region runs from base 1 to 753 and encodes 250 amino acids. The transcript is spliced from 2 exons. Gene Ontology annotation, biological process: vesicle-mediated transport.